AUGACAUCCACGGGUGUCAACUAUGCUCAAUCGCAUGAUCAUGGUCCGCCAGGAGGCAGAAGUGGCAGUGAUCCUGAGAAAUUGGUCGUGGACCGUCCGCCAAGCGUCCACGAAUCGCUGCGAGCCGGAAAGAUUGAUCACACGCAUCGGAAGCUCAAGUCGCGACAUAUUCAACUCAUUGGAAUUGGUGGCACCAUUGGAACAGCCCUCUACGUUCAGAUUGGCAAAAGUCUGAUCGCGGGCGGUCCUGGCAGCCUCUUCCUCGCCUUCGCGAUAUGGUGCACUGUCAUCUUGGCGGUGACGAUUAGCACCGCUGAAAUGGUGACUUACCUCCCCAUUUCCUCGCCCUUUAUCCGCUUUGCUGGUCGAUGGGUCGAUGAAGCAAUUGGAUUUGCCGCUGGUUGGAACUUUUUCAUCUUCGAGGCGGCCUUGGUGCCAUUUGAGGUUACCGCGUGCAAUCUGAUUAUUCACUUCUGGAGUGAUGCGGUGCCGGUUGGAGGUAUCAUCGCCAUCAUCAUAUUUCUCUACGGGCUCAUCAACAUCCUGGCUGUCAAAUGGUAUGGAGAAACUGAGUUCUGGGCGGCUUUGGGCAAAAUGCUGCUCAUCGUUGGGCUCAUUAUAUUCACUUUUAUUGUCAUGCUGGGUGGCAAUCCUCUCCAUGACCGGUUUGGUUUUCGAUACUGGUAUGAACCAGGCGCAUUUGCCGAGUAUUACCAUACGGGCGAUACCGGCCGGUUCAUGGGCUUCCUUCAGUGUCUCAUUGCUGCCGCGUUCACCAUUGCUGGGCCUGACUACGUCUCCAUGGCCGCUGGUGAGGCUGAGAACCCACGAAAGGUAAUGCCGCGUGCUUUCAACGCAGUCUUUUACCGCUUGACCUCAUUUUUCAUGCUUGGUGCGCUUUGUGUUGGCAUUUUGGUCCCGUACAAUGAUCAGACUUUGAAGGAUGCCUACACAAAUGGCGAACCUGGCGCUGCAGCCUCGCCCUACGUUGUUGCCAUGAACCGCCUAGGCAUACCAGUGCUACCACAUAUCGUCAACGCGAUGGUCUUGACAGCAGCCUUUUCAGCCGGUAACAGCUAUGUUUAUUGCGCCUCUCGUUCACUAUUCGGGCUAGCUCUUGAGGGCAAAGCACCAAAGUUCCUCACCAAGUGUCUCAAGAACGGUGUUCCCGUUUACAGUGUCAUAGUUGUGCUGUUGAUCGCAUUACUUUCGUUCCUGCAAGUCAGUUCCAACACUGCAACCGUGCUAGGAUGGUUCGUCUCCCUCAUCACUGCCUCGCAGGUCAUCAACUACUGUGUCAUGGCAGCGACCUAUAUCUGUUUCUACAGAGCGCUCAAGGCUCAGGGAAUUGACCGAAAGUCCCUGCCGUACCGGGGUAUAUUUCAGCCUUAUGCGGCUUGGUAUGCUUGCGGUGCGACGUUUGUCAUGGCCUUUUUUGGAGGAUACACUGUUUUUCUUCCAGGCAAUUGGGACGUCAGCACCUUUCUUUUCAGUUACAUGAUGGUGUUUAUCUUCCCUGUCCUCUUCAUAGGAUGGAAGCUCAUCCACAAAACCAAGUUCUACUCGCCAGAAGAAGUCGACCUCCAGCAGGAUCUCGCCGGGAUCGAAGAGUAUACAAGGAAUUAUGUGCCCAGACCUGCCAAGAACUUCUAUGACAGGGGCUUGGACUUUCUGUUUGGCUAG
This is a messenger RNA of Pestalotiopsis fici W106-1, 1683 nucleotides long. RefSeq lists its product as uncharacterized. The coding region runs from base 1 to 1683 and encodes 560 amino acids. Gene Ontology annotation, molecular function: amino acid transmembrane transporter activity. The transcript has 4 exons. Gene Ontology annotation, cellular component: membrane. NCBI's taxonomy places the organism in Eukaryota, Fungi, Ascomycota, Sordariomycetes, Amphisphaeriales, Sporocadaceae. The record is from RefSeq and is a predicted model, not a curated record. Gene Ontology annotation, biological process: amino acid transmembrane transport.